Molecule: messenger RNA, 2937 nt
Organism: Betta splendens (Siamese fighting fish)
Lineage: Eukaryota; Metazoa; Chordata; Actinopteri; Anabantiformes; Osphronemidae
Gene: mrpl39
Product: mitochondrial ribosomal protein L39
Exons: 10
Coding region: 288-1385 (365 amino acids)
Cellular component (GO): mitochondrion
Molecular function (GO): nucleotide binding; RNA binding
Source: RefSeq, a predicted model, not a curated record
CAGAGAUUUAGUAUUUGUAAAAAGUGUUCUGAUGGAAAUCAUUAAAACGACUUCCAACAGCGACACCUGCUGUCAUAGAAUUGCAUGUCUUCAUUAAUAAUUUUGUAGGUCACACGGAACGGACGAGCUACCGGUUUAGUUCCUAGCCGAACCUAAAUAUACGUUACACAUGACACAGGCAUGGCGUCCUUCAGUCACUGACGUUUACAAUUGGCGUUUAUCCAUUCGUCCUUCUGUUUCUAUUUCAGCCAGUGUUUUCUACUGUCAAUCUAAAAACAUUCUCUAAAAUGGCCGCUAGAUCCGUGUGUCGACAACUUCAUCGCCGCCUAUGCUCUGCUGCAGUAGCUGUGCGUCCUCCGACCGCCGAGGUCCGCAGCCAUCGCAAUGCCGUCUUCUCCAGGGAGCAGGCCCGGCAGAGGGCUCUGUACCCCCGCGUCGAGAAGAUAGAGGUGGCCAUGCAGGGACCUGGCCUGGAGGGGACGUUGCUUAUUAUGAACAAAGGGAUGUCCACGCCGCUGAGCUGCGCCCAACACCUGACAGAGUACCAUGUGACCAACUCAGCUCUGGCCUUAGUGGAUGGGGAACUGUGGCCACUCCUCCAGCCUCUCACCCACUCCUGCUCCCUCACUCUCCUCACAUUUAAAGACAGUGACCCAACAUUGGUGAACAAGGCCUACUGGCAUUCAUGUGCUGCUCUACUGGGCCAAGUGCUGGAGACUGCCUUCAAGGAUGACUUUACUGUGGAGCUGCUCAGCACACCUGAGGUGCCAGUCACUUCAGGAGCCUUCUGCUGCGAUGUGGUGCUAGACCCUCAGCUGGACUCGUGGACUCCUUCUGAGGAGUCAUUGCGGUCUCUGACACGAGGAGCCCAGCAGCUGAUCUAUCAGGACCUGGUUUGGGAGCCUCUAGAGGUGACUCCCUCUGUAGCUCAAGAGGUAUUUUCGCACAGCAGGUAUAAACUGGAAGAAGUAGAACAAAAAGCUGCGCAAAAUCCCAAAGGCAGAGUGAUGAUUUACAGAUGUGGUGACCAUGUGCUUUUGAGUGGGGGCCCUCUGGUGGCCAGGACGGGUCUGUGCUUCCAGUAUGAGGUGACAGCUCUCCACACUCUGGGACAGGGAUCCUGGGGCCUCCAGCGCAGAGCCCAGGGUCUCUCCCUGCCUCUACAGCUGCAGGCUCACCACACAGUCUGGAGCAAACUGAGGCAGCGGGCAGCGAAACUGUUUGGUAAAAACAGAGAAGAUGGUGUGGGCUGUUCUCAACCUCCUCGUGAAGAACAAGCUGCUGUUUUCAAAAGUUGCCAUCAAAGGCACAGACACUUACUGGAGAGCAAAGGGAGGAGUAUUUUUAAAUCGCUCAAGGUUUGUUCAAGACGCUGCGUAUCGUGACACUCGUAUUGAUGCAAGUCGAGUGUGCCGCGUGUCUGAUCAUAACCAAGCUUGACUCAAACACUAGCAGAGACACAUCGAUUCAAACUAGGCUACGGGUUAAUUUUGGACUUAACCAUCUAGGCGAAAUGUGUUUUGCUGCAGCCUCUCUGGCAUCGUCUCUGCAUCACUGAUUGCGUAAGGAAAAAGAAAAAAGAUGUAGUCAUUAUUAGACACCCUUGAUUUGGCAGCUGAUGACAAACUGUGCUCCGUGGCCUACAUUUUAUUUUCAGAGAUUCAGUUAUUCAGGGAAUUGAUAUAACACUCUAUUAAAGACAAAAGUGUGGUCAUCAGAGUUGGACCAACAUCAAAAGUGGAAGAUAUUUAGAUCACAACUUGUUGGUGGUUUUACAAACAAAGGAUUCAAAUGCAGAGCUGCUGGAGAAGUGAGAAGUGAGUGUUUUGUCAGGUUUACGGUCUGAAUAGAUGUUGUUUCCUCUUAUCACCAGACACAGCGUUUGCUUUGUUUACAUGUAAUGUAUACGACAAACCUCUACCUCUGCCGAGUCUCACACUGACAUGCAGAUAUCAGAUAUGUGCUUCUCCUUCUCUUCACCUCCUCCUGUGCCUACAUACCAACUGAGUGUUUCACCUAUGAAGACAUGAUUACACCGGGUAAAAACAGUUCACGCUAGUUUUUCCCUAGAGACGUAUAGAAAUAGCAAAGACAUUUAAUUUGGGUUUAGAAUGUGAAGCUAAACUAUUAAUGCCUGGAAACGGUAAACAAAAUGCAGCAUGGCACAUUUGACCACAUGACUUUUGAUCAUAAAUAUGCAAAUUAAACCAAUUUGGAAUCCAAUCUGUGUCAAGCAGGUGAUUCUGUGAUCUGUCUCUCUCUCUCUCUCUCUGUAUAAACAGAUAAUAAUCAGAUAAUCGACAAGUUUUCAGCUACUUUAUCUAAACGUAUCUGUAAUGGUGGACUGAAAGCUAAUGUAUCAGUUAUAUGACCUGCAAAGACGUGCAAGAUACGCUAUGCAAUUGAGUCAGUGUAGAACAAUGCGGUCGGUCUGUACAGGGUUACAGUUUUGACAGCGGCCUUCAUUUUUCCAUUGCAGUCCAGACUUAUUUGGCAAAAAAUAUCAGAUGUUCCAAGAUAUCAGUGGUGUUGAAGAACUGUUACUUUUUCCAAAACUGUCUUGUUUAACAAAGAACCUCUUGAAUUGUGUAUUUCCAUAGAGUCGCUCUAGUCAUUAUGAGGCAGUGGCUUAAUUUAGGAUUUGAAUAUUAUGUAUUAUUAUGUUGUCUGUCCUCCAUAAAGAACUCCCCAGCACCAGGUUUAUGAAAGCAGCGAGGCGUGGGUGGGUGGGUGUGUUUGCAGCGGGGAAGCACGUCCCCAGUUUGCCUCCAGCUGGCGCUGAAAACAUAUCCACCCACGUCCCGAAUCCUCCCUGUGGGCCGCAUCGCUCCUCCACUCCCUCUAACAUCACUGGAGACUUGUUGUUUGUGAGAAUUGUGCUACUGGUAAUAAAGAAAACACCAAAAACAAGAGAUUAAGGGUAUAAUGUUUUGUAUC